Plasmodium inui San Antonio 1 is the source of this 1500-nucleotide messenger RNA. RefSeq lists its product as hypothetical. Gene Ontology annotation, biological process: regulation of transcription by RNA polymerase II. The record is from RefSeq and is a predicted model, not a curated record. The coding region runs from base 1 to 1500 and encodes 499 amino acids. NCBI's taxonomy places the organism in Eukaryota, Apicomplexa, Aconoidasida, Haemosporida, Plasmodiidae. The transcript has a single exon. Gene Ontology annotation, molecular function: chromatin binding. Gene Ontology annotation, cellular component: NuA4 histone acetyltransferase complex; SWI/SNF complex.
AUGAACACGAAGAAUGACGCGGGCGGAAGCCAUCUGUGCGGGGGAGAGGACAUUUCGGCGCUCGUCGUCGACUUGGGGUUCAGCACGACGAAAAUUGGCCACAACCAGGAAGACACUCCCAGGGUGUUCUUGAGGAGUACCUGCGGGGAGGAGGUAUCACCUGGGGGAGGCGGUGGUGGAGGAAGUGGUACUUGGAGCGACAGUAUCCGUGGACAUCCCUCCCCGAAGCUGAAAUUCCCGCUGAACCUGUACAAUCCGCAAGAACACGUGCGGAUAAAACCCCUGUUCGAGAGAAACCCAGUGGACAACACAACACACAUGAACUGUGAUGUAUUUGAGAAAAUCCUCCACUAUGGAAUUGAAGGAGUAGAAUCAAAGAGAGUCUUCCACUGCACAGAUGAGAUCAUAAAUCCGGUGAAGUUAGGUGGACUUCACUUAAAAAUUGAGGAGCAUCCAAUUUUGCUCUCCGAAGCGAAUAUACACAAUCACAAAGUAAGAGAACAGAUGACAGAAAUCCUUUUUGAGACGUUUAACAUCCCUGCAUUGUAUUUUGCGAAGAAAGCCAAGUUAUCUGCCUUCAGUUUAGGUCGAUGUAGUGCACUCGUUGUCGACAUCGGAGGCAGCUCUCUAAAUUUAACCCCCGUGUAUGAGGGAUACGUUCUUCAGAGGAACCCCUUCGAGUUUAACAUUGGCGGGGACUACUUUGACCGGCUGAUUUACACUUUGCUGAGGAAGGACCAAGUGAGGGUCGUCCCGUACUACGAGCAAGGGUUGACGUGGCGAGCAUGCACUAGCAGCGGGGAUAGCCGCUUCGGUAGCGGCGUAUGCCACCCCAAUGUACAUACCUCCUACAAGGAAGAAGCCAUUUUCGAUGUCAUUCGCUACAUGAAAGAGAGCAUCUGCAGAGUCCGCGUCGGACCGAAUGGCUCCGCUUCUAAUAAGAAGAAUGAAAGCACAACAGAGAAUGUGAAGAAUGAGAAGGAGGUGGAACCUUCCGGGCAAACAAAUAACGGUGCAAAAAAUGUUAACACAAAGAAAUGGCAAAAGGGGGAAGACGAAGAGGAAGAUGAAUUCUUUGAAUUACCCGAUGGAGUCAAAAUCAAGACAGACAAAUACAGAUACGACAUUGCAGAGGAGUUAUUUCGUGCCGUCCCAUCGGAUCCUAAUUUUAAUGGACUGCCGGAAGCCAUAGUUAAGUGUAUAAUAUCGUCCGAUGUAGACAUACGAAAAGAAUUUCUGCAGGCCAUUAUUGUCACGGGGGGAUCUUCUCUUUUCCCUGGCCUCGUCGACCGACUGUACAACUCGCUCAGGGAGAAGGAGUGCUUUUCGCAGAGCAUCAAAAUGAAGAUUCUAAAUAUGACUUCGUCCGUGGAGAGCCUGUACUCGUCCUGGCUCGGAGGUUCCAUACUGGCAAGCCUGGGGACCUUCCAGCAGCUGUGGGUUUCACGGGCGGAGUACGACGACGCGGGUCACGCGGUGGUCUCCGAUCGGUGCUUUUGA